Molecule: messenger RNA, 762 nt
Organism: Ooceraea biroi (clonal raider ant)
Lineage: Eukaryota; Metazoa; Arthropoda; Insecta; Hymenoptera; Formicidae
Source: RefSeq, a predicted model, not a curated record
UAGCAUUUCUUUGAUGCUAAAUAAAGUGGCAUGGUAUACAUAUAUUCGUUGACAUAGGCGAGCUGUCUCUUGAUACGUAAUGAAAGCCUUUCUUUUUAUGUGCCUGUGACUAUGCAUUAUAUUUUUAUCUUUAUCUUCCUACUCUGCAAAUAGUUAUCAACUAUUUGCAGAGUUUAGUUCAUUUGUAACAUUUUUCCCAACAGAGAUGAGUCUGCAUACGAAGAAUUUACUAAAGGCCUUGUCGCCAGAGACCGUCAAAAACAUGGUGAAAAACGAGUUACAAACGUACGAUGCUGACAAAACCGGAAGAACGGAUUAUGCUCUUGAGAGUUCAGGUUUCGCAAUCUCCAAGAAUAUAUUUUUAUUGUUCUAUACGGAAUCUGUAUUAAUUAAAGCCCAAGAUCUUAUGGUACUAAGAUAACAAUCUUGUGCAUAAAUAGCACAAAAAGGGGACAUCAAGCUUUUUUUAUUAAUUUUAAAAUAACUCCUAUUAAGCUUUUUUUAACUUUCUUCAGGCGAUAUCGCAUAAACAUUAUAACAAGAAAAUUCUUCCUCUCAUAAUCAUGGAUUAAUUCUCUUUUAAAAGAACUUCUUAAGAGUUUAUAUUGGAACACGAAUUAUGAAAAAACCAAAUUAUAAGCAUCCAAUGCAUCAUUUUCAAUAUAUAGUUACUACAGUCUCUUAUCCGUAGGUGGUGCAAUCUUGUCUACACGAAACACCGAGUCCUACUCAAUUGGCGCACCCACACUCAACUUAUUCGGC